Messenger RNA from Saccharomycopsis crataegensis, 1080 nucleotides. It is a transcript of the gene SHO1, whose product is annotated as osmosensor SHO1. The coding region runs from base 1 to 1080 and encodes 359 amino acids. The record is from RefSeq and is a predicted model, not a curated record. The transcript has a single exon. NCBI's taxonomy places the organism in Eukaryota, Fungi, Ascomycota, Saccharomycetes, Ascoideales, Saccharomycopsidaceae. Gene Ontology annotation, biological process: regulation of actin filament polymerization. Gene Ontology annotation, molecular function: protein binding.
AUGUCGUCUAAGAACCCAUACACAUACCAGCAUAAUUUUGAUAUCACCAACAUAACUACUGACCCAUUUGCCUUGGGGACGUUAUCGGUGGGGUUUGUCUCGUGGAUUAUUUUCAUUGGUGGGUGUGCUGCUUCCUCGGAUACCAAAUUUAACUUUCCACGGUUUUCUUGGUGGUCGAUAGCCUUCGAGUUCUCGUUGAUUGUUGUGUUGUUUCUCUUCUAUUGCUAUGACUUGAUAGAUUCGUACAGAAAUUUUUUGUCUGCCAGUUUUGCCGUGGCCUUCAUUUACAGUACCAACUCUGCCAAUAACUUGGUGUACAGUUCUGGAUCAGCGUUGGCUGCCGCAUCCAGCGGGGUUAUUUUGAUCUCGAUGAUAAAUAUGAUUUGGUUGAUUUAUUAUGGAGGUGAUAACGAUUCACCAAUCAACAGAUGGAUCGAUGGGUUCUCAUUGAACAGAAAACACAUGACCACCGCGGCCCAAUUGAGCCGUGCUAAACUGACAAGAUUGAGUGCCUUGGCAUCGAAUAAUGGUGGAUACGACACAUUAAUUUCUCAUCCAAUCUCUAACAGUUUCAGUAACCGUGGUUCGAUUGCCGGAGGAGAAAACCCGUUCGGGGCCACCACCAGUAAUAUCAACAAGUACUCGGAUUACGACAAUCAAACCCAAGCCAAUACCCAAAUGAAUUCGCUUUCUCGUAUGAACUCUCACUAUUCUCAGAAAUUCAGCACCAGCAAUACUGCCUCCAACAGUAAUUUGUCAGAUUUCCACCAGCAAGGUAAUAAUAACCCAGAAACUGGGUUCAGCGAGCCAAACUCUAAUAUUGACACAACUUCUUUCAACACCAACCAAUACUCUAAUGGCGACGGUGCCAAUUCUAACGGAGCUUUUGAUCAAGACAUUUAUCCUUACAGAGCUAGAGCCCUUUACGCUUACGAGGCGAAUCCUGAUGAUGUCAAUGAAAUCAGUUUCGAAAAGGGAGAAAUCUUGAUGAUUAGUGAAAUCCAGGGUAGAUGGUGGCAAGCCAAGAGGGAAAAUGGGGAAAUUGGUAUUUGUCCAAGCAAUUAUGUUGAAUUAAUGUGA